Molecule: messenger RNA, 711 nt
Organism: Mytilus californianus (California mussel)
Lineage: Eukaryota; Metazoa; Mollusca; Bivalvia; Mytilida; Mytilidae
Product: sushi, nidogen and EGF-like domain-containing protein 1
Exons: 7
Coding region: 1-711 (236 amino acids)
Biological process (GO): cell-matrix adhesion
Molecular function (GO): calcium ion binding
Source: RefSeq, a predicted model, not a curated record
AUGCAAUGGACAACCGGAGAUGCUAGUGGAGGGGACAGCUCAACAGGGCUAGGAGGCAUACCUGCUCAGGUAGGUUUUGAUGCUGGUGACGGCGAACAUUAUUAUGCUGUACAAGGAUCUAGAACCUCUGAUAUUAUAAAUGUUCCACAGAAAACAAAUAUUGGAAUUGCAGGAAAAUUUAUAUUUCGUGUUGAUAUGAUUACAGUAGAACAGGCUACAUUGAUCAAUGAAUGUGAUAACCAGAUAUGUCAAAAUGAAGGAACUUGUGAAGAUUUAGACGGGUUAUCGAGGUGGCGCUGUAACUGUCUGCCUGGAUUUACUGGUAUACAUUGUGAAACAGAUAUUAAUGAGUGUGGGAGUAAUCCAUGUAUGCACGGAGCAACAUGUAGAGAUAAGGCUAAUCAUUAUCUGUGCGAUUGUCAGUCUGGAUACAUAGGUGAUAUUUGCCAAAUAGACAUUGAUGAAUGUCAGAGCAAUCCAUGUUACAACAAUGCUUCAUGUAUUGAUAAAACACCCGGAUGGGAUUGUGCCUGUUUACCUGGGUAUACCGGAAUCAGAUGUCAGACAGAGAUAGACGAAUGUCAAAGUAAUCCAUGUGAAAAUAAUGGAACAUGUGUGGAUCUUGUCGAUGGUUAUGAAUGUCUUUGUACAAAUGAAUCAUCCGGACUGCACUGUGAAAAAUUAUUCUUUGUGAGAAAUAUCAGUUAUUAA